AUGCAACUAAUCUAUUAUGCAGUACUAUUGGUUUGUAGGAUCUGGCUGUUUGGGCGCGCCGAUCGGGAUAUCGUUGAGCGCGUCGCUCAAUGGCGACACAAAGUUGCCAAAGUCGUCCUCGUCCUCGUCGUUGUACGAGGUGAGUGUCUGGGCGCGCGAGUUUCUGGUGGUGAUGGAGCUCUGGUCGGACGACGCGACGGUUUUUGUAGCGUCGUCCAUGCGCUUGCGCACCUCGUUGGCCACGCGGCGGCCGUCGGCGAGGAAGUCUGUGAACAUGCCGCGCAGGUUGUUCACCACGCCGGGGUUCUCGCUCACUUUGUCGUUAACAUGGAACGAUUUCCAGAAAUCGUUGUGGAAAAACGACUCGUACGUUUCGUCGGCAAGAAUGAUCAUCCGGAACGUGGACGCGGUGAUGAAGGUGGGCGUGGCCGGGUUGAGCGCCUUGUUGUGUUUCAGCUUCUCGGUGGUGUCGUCGUCCAGGUCGAUCAGCGACGCCUGUGGGUCCGGCUCCUCCUGGGCGUACUGGAAAGCCAGCUUGAGGAAGUUCGAGCUCGACGCCAAGUACCGCUCGCUCUGCUUGUUGCGCCACUUCUCGUCGUUGAACCGCACCUCCUGCGGCAGCUUGAUCUUGUCGUCGUCGGUGGAGAUGCCCUGUUCCUGCAGAAUGCGCUUGCGCUCGAUGAUCUUCUUGGCGAUCUCCGUCUCAAUCGCCUUGUUGGUCAUGUCGUCGAACAGAUACCCGUCGCGCCACGGGCUGGUGAUGUAGAUGAGGUCCUCGGCCAGCUCCAGCACGGUCUCGUUGUCGAUUUUGCCCGAGCCGUUGUCGUACAGCGCAAUGAAGUUCGACAGCGAGUUCAUGAUGUCUCUGUCGAUGAGCCGGUUGAUCCCCAGCACAAGCGUCUCCAGAUUCAGCGUGUCCUCGCCCUUGGCCCAGUUGUCAAACAGCCGGCGCAGGAACCCGUUGUGGCCAGUGUCUGUGUCGAGCUGGGCCCAGUCCACCAGCUGAGCCAUGAACUUGCCAAACGAGGCAAAGUCCAUCGUCAGGUUCGCGCGGCCAAUUGCAGACCCGCUAUCCGCAAUCAGCACGUUGUAGUAACGAUCGUAAAUGUUGGACAGCUGGUCUUGGCUCAGGUUGGGCGUCUUGGGCAGGUUUCUCACGGCCGCCCGCUUGACAAAGAUCUCAAUCCCGUGGAACACCUCGUUCUUGUUGCGUGCACGGAACUGCGCAAUCACCUUGUCGUCGAUCACAGCAAACUCCCGGAACGCAACCUCCCACAGGUUGUCGAAUUUGGUGCGCAGUCUGUCCUGGUUGAAGAUGGACGGCUCUGUUUCGUCGAGCGAGAGGAAAAACUCCUUGAACACCGCCAGACACUCACCAUCGUCCUCGCACCGCAGCAGAGCCUCGCCGUUGACCUUCAGAAUGGCCAGCCCCACCUGGAACAGCGUCUUGGGCCCGUGCAGAAACAGCAUGUCCACCACACGGAACGCAAACACAAGCGGCAUCGUGUUGAGGAAAAACGAUAA
Ogataea philodendri is the source of this 1524-nucleotide messenger RNA. RefSeq lists its product as uncharacterized. NCBI's taxonomy places the organism in Eukaryota, Fungi, Ascomycota, Pichiomycetes, Pichiales, Pichiaceae. The record is from RefSeq and is a predicted model, not a curated record. Bases 1 to 1524 code for a protein of 507 amino acids. The transcript has a single exon.